UGCCACAGUGCCUCACUGACUAUCAUGAACCUGCCGCAGUUUGUAUCCAAUGAGCUUCUGGAGGAGGCCUUUUCAACGGUUGGCCAAGUAGAAAGGGCUCUGGUUAUUGUGGACAACAGGGAGUGUGAGCAACCUCCCCAUUUUGCACAGCCAGGUUCCUUUGAGUACGACUUUGCAAUGCAUUGGAAGGCCCAGACUGAGAUGGAAAAGCAGCAGCAGGAACAAAUAGACUGGAACUUCAAAAAGGCCCGAGAGAAGCUGGAAAUGGAAACGGAGGCAGCUCGUUAUGAGCACCAGGUCAUGCUCAUGAGGCAAGACUUAAUGAGGUGCCAGGAAGACCUGAGAAGAAUGGAGGAGCUGCACAACCAGGAGGUGCAGAGGCUUAAACAGCUGGCACGCAGGCGACAGGAAGAGAUGAGGAGGCGACAGGAAGAGAUGAGGAGGCGACAGGAAGACAUGAGGAGACGACAAGAGAGAUUCAUGGGGGCCUUCUUUGAUGGUGUAGGGGACCUACUAUUGCCAGGGGUGGGGGUCAAUUAA
Messenger RNA from Rhineura floridana, 540 nucleotides. Its product is annotated as non-POU domain-containing octamer-binding protein-like. The transcript has 5 exons. Gene Ontology annotation, molecular function: RNA binding. Lineage: Eukaryota; Metazoa; Chordata; Lepidosauria; Squamata; Rhineuridae. The record is from RefSeq and is a predicted model, not a curated record. The annotation marks the transcript as partial.